Messenger RNA from Microsporum canis CBS 113480, 1284 nucleotides. Its product is annotated as PAP2 domain-containing protein. Gene Ontology annotation, biological process: phospholipid metabolic process. Gene Ontology annotation, molecular function: phosphatidate phosphatase activity. The coding region runs from base 1 to 1284 and encodes 427 amino acids. The transcript has 5 exons. Lineage: Eukaryota; Fungi; Ascomycota; Eurotiomycetes; Onygenales; Arthrodermataceae. The record is from RefSeq and is a predicted model, not a curated record.
AUGGACGCUCAGCUCCCUAACAAGCUUCCUUUCUCCAAGAAGAGACUGCGCGCAAGGAUAAUCCUAUCAUAUAUAUCGGACUAUGUGAUUCUCAUAGCGCUCAUCAUUGGGUUCUUCAUCCUCGACCGUGUUGAACCAUUUCACCAGCCCUUCGCCCUCCAGAACUACACACUGCACUAUCCAUACGCCGUCCAUGAACGAGUUCCCAUCCCUCUCGCCCUUGCGAUCUCUGGCGGCUUUCCUAUCCUCGUCAUCGUCGUCUACACGAUCGUUCUAGAUGGGUUGUUCUCUCACAGCAAACCAGUUAACAUUGCUACGGGGAAGAGGAAGUUGAUGGGGAAAUACCGGUUCAAGGACAGGCUCUGGGAGCUGAACUGUGGUGUUCUGGGACUUGCGUUGGCCCAGGGAGCGGCGUUCGUUAUCACGGGCGCAUUAAAGAAUGCUUGCGGUAAACCUCGACCGGAUCUGAUCGAUCGGUGCAAGCCCAAGAGCUUCGAGCAGCCGGAGUUUGGGCUAUCAAAUUACACGAUUUGCACCCAGACUAACCAUGAGAUACUAAAGGAUGGAUUCCGUUCAUUCCCAUCAGGACAUAGCAGCUCUUCCUUUGCCGGCCUCUUCUAUCUAUCAUUGUACCUUGCUGGAAAACUGCACGUUAUGGACAGCCGUGGAGAAGUCUGGAAAGCCUUUAUCGUCAUGGUGCCUACUCUCUCUGCAGGGCUAGUUGCUGUAUCUCGAAUCAUGGAUGCUCGACACCAUCCCUUCGACGUCAUCUCUGGCUCACUGCUGGGAGUCGGCUGCGGCUGGGUUGCAUAUCGCCAGUACUUCCCCUCCCUUGCAGAACCCUGGAAGAAGGGCCGGGCCCACCCCAUCCGCACCUGGGGGUCCAUUCCAGAGCCUCCGAUAUAUACUGGUCGUCGACUGCUCGAGUACGAAAAUGAUCAGGUGAAGCUUGUUCCUCGCACGGAUGAAGAGUACCAGGCUGCGCACGCGGCUCAAGAUCAACCGCAGGCAGUACCGGAGUCCACGCCAGCUCUUAUGAACCCCUUUGAACACCAGAAGGGCCAAAGGCGGAGACGGCUCGCGGAUGCGGAUUACGCUGCGUCCAGCAGCGAGUCAGAAGGCUAUGAGAUGCAGCAGACACAAUACGAGCCCAGACACCACCAAGUGGCCGACACAAGCUCAGAUGCUGCUCCCAGAUUCACUGCUUAUCACCCUCCCGAUCAUAGAACGCCGUCUAGCAGCCCACCCCUUGAGCGCCACCCUGCAUCUCUGGUCAAGUCAUAA